Messenger RNA from Darwinula stevensoni, 2059 nucleotides. Lineage: Eukaryota; Metazoa; Arthropoda; Ostracoda; Podocopida; Darwinulidae. The record is from the annotation of a GenBank genome assembly.
AUGGCGCUCGUCUCCACACGGAUGGCGCAGCAACCCACCAGCAGUGCACUUAGAGCUCUAGCUCUGGAAUACAAAGGAAUUCUAGAAGAGCCAGUAGAAGGUUUCCGUGUGAAGCUCGUCAAGGAAGAGAACCUCUUUGAAUGGGAAGUGGCCAUCUUUGGGCCUCCAGAUACCCUGUACCAGGGUGGCUACUUCAAAGCACAUUUGAAAUUCCCUCCUGAUUACCCAUAUUCCCCACCAACAGUUCGCUUCCUCACAAAGGUCUGGCACCCCAAUGUGUAUGAGAAUGGAGACCUGUGCAUAUCUAUUUUACACCCCCCUGGUGAUGAUCCCCAGAGUGGAGAACUCCCAUGUGAAAGAUGGAAUCCCACUCAAAAUGUUCGAACAAUUUUGUUGAGCGUGAUAUCCCUGCUGAAUGAGCCCAACACAUUCAGUCCUGCCAAUGUGGAUGCAAGCGUUAUGUACAGGAGGUGGAGGGACUCCAAGGGCAAGGACAAGGAGUAUGAGAAUAUCAUCAGGAAACAGGUGACGGUAUCUCGGGUUGAGGCCGAGAAGGAUGGUGUCGUUGUCCCAUUAACCCUGGAAGAUUACUGUGUUAAACCCAAAGAGAAGCCAGCCAGCGAUAGUGUUGAUUUGGCGGACUUCUAUGAUGAUGACUACGACCUUGAUGACGACGACGACGAUGAUGGGUCUGAUUAUGGGGCCGGGGAUGAUGGAGAAGACUCGGGCAAUGGGGAGUCUUGAUGACCCUCCCCCAUUUCUACAAAACCUCUCUGUCAUUCUUCAUCGCCAUCUGCUCUGCUGUCUAUUUUCUUCAUCAUCAUGGCUUUUGGCUCACAGUUUGAUCGCAUUCAUUUCUUCUGGUGUAGCAGAAGAUUGUGUACUUUGUGCACUGCCACCAAGGAAGGUGAACUCAUCAAUCGUGGUCAUCGUCAUCAUACGGAAGCCUUUGCAUAAUCCAUCCUCUUUCUCUCUCACACGUGUAGAUGCAAAGAGGAAACAGAUAACAGCACUCCAUGCCUUUUUGUUUCUCUGCAUCAGCAAAUGGAUGAGUGUGGCUACAUGUUUAGUGGGCCUAUUUAUAUGCACCAGUGUAGCUGUUGGUCUAAGCAGGACCCUCAUGUGUUUAAGUUACUGUGCAGCUCAAAAUUUGGUGACAUUCAGGGCUUCUUUAGUAGCAAAUAUUCAUUUCAAUUUUUAGUGAUUUUUUUGGUCAUGGAACCUGAUCUCAUGAUCAAGUGUGAGUUCCCGAAUAAUUUGAUGGUGUGUGCAUCCAGUCUCACCCAAAGCGCAUUAUAAUUUUCCAGGAAGUUUCAUCUUUUAUGGAUUGGACUUGAUCCAAGUUUUUCCAUGGAGGAAGUGAUGUAUGCAGGUGACUUUGUCAUUUCUUGAUUUUUAUUUUCUGGAUGGGCUCAUCCCUAAUUUUGUAGGUCGAGAUAUACAAUACAUCCUCAUUGUAAAUUUGUCCUGUGAGUACAUCCACAUUACCUUGUGUUUUAUGCUGUUCCUUGUACUGUAGUGUUGAUGGUGUCAGAGAAUGAAUUCAAGGAUAAGUGAUGACAGUCUUCAUCUCAAUUGGCAAAGCCAUUAUUGACUCAGUGGAUAAUAUCCACUCCAGAAAGAUGCUGAAAUCCGCUCAAAAUGCCUAUAUCGACUUCAACCAUUCCUCCUUUUGUCAUUGGUUUUGAUUUCAGGAAGACACAGAGAACUGAUAGUGCUUUCCUGUGUCUGUGUAAUACAACAUUUCAUGAAAAUGUCUCGGGGUUUCUUUCUGGGCUAUAGAGAGAAAGAAAAGCAAUGAGAAAAUGGGUCACAUCCUCUUUUUAUUCAUGCCCAAGGAAGUUGAACUGCUAGUCAAGGACAUGAUAUUGCCCCCCAGGAAAAUGACCCUGAAAGAAUGAAGGAGAUUAAGGUUGUCUGGAACAAGUACAUGGAAUGGUUGCAUUCAAAAUGGACAGCUGGACACACUAAACAGGAGAGAUAGCAUUUUGCAAUUUUUUCUUUUGCGAUUUUGUUGGGAGAAUGAGGAAGAUUGAAUGAACUGGAACACUUCAUUGGG